AUGCUUACUCAAGAGGCGUUUGCCACGGUGAAUGGGAAGUAUGAUGCUAUAAAAGCCCGGAACCCUAAAGCGGAAACCCACUUCGUCUAUGCGGUCAAAACCACCGGAAUCGUUUGCAGGCCAACAUGUUCAGCCAGAAUCCCACUGUUGAAAAAUGUCACAUUCUUCAAGACCACUCAGGAUGCAGUCGAGGCUGGAUAUCGGCCUUGCAAGAAAUGUAGGCCGCACCUUACAAAAAGAUGGAACAAGCAGCGGGAGAUGGUCCUAGAUUUCCUUAACUUGGUGAGCAGAAUGAAAAAUGACGGUCAAACGGUAAAAGAUUUCAAAAUCGCACCCAUAGCACAACAGCUACAUAUUUCGAAGUGGCAACUCAUCAAGGUUUUCAAGCGCUAUACUGGCACGACGCCCAUGAAGUAUAUCGAGGGCCUUUUGAGUGGAAACAGGGCCUUGUUAGAGGGUGCGAUUCCUGUGGUAGAAACUAAGAGAAACUGGAUCAUGUCGCAGAAUUCCAACCAACACGAAAUCGGGGCAUCAGAUAUGUUUCCUCCAGCUGACAUCAACUACCCGUUGGGCGACGACUGGCUGGAACAGUUUUUAUGGAUUCCGGAAACACAUUCUGGUUGA
Lachancea dasiensis is the source of this 624-nucleotide messenger RNA. NCBI's taxonomy places the organism in Eukaryota, Fungi, Ascomycota, Saccharomycetes, Saccharomycetales, Saccharomycetaceae. The record is from the annotation of a GenBank genome assembly.